AUGACCUCUACUUUCGAUGUUUUGGCUGCUCGCACUCGCUUCCCUGCGCUGCAGCAGGAGCAAGUGUAUAUGGACAACGCUGGCGGAAGCCAGGUUCUCGAUACUGUAGCAGAAUCCAUCCGUUCUUACCUGCUGAACACAAAUGUUCAGCUCGGAGCCACCUAUCAAGUCUCACAGAUUUCGACUAAUGCAUAUGAUAACGCAUACAAAGUGGCUGCUGGUUUCACCAACGCCGCGCCCGAGGAGAUCAGCAUUGGCAUUUCAACCACCCAGCUACUACACAAUCUCUCCACGGCGCUUAUGUUCCAACCUGGUGAUGAACUGGUCCUAUCCAAGCUUAACCACGAGGCCAAUACGUCCCCAUGGGUCCAUAUAGCAGAGAGGUUGGGUUUGACCGUAAAAUGGUGGACUGCUUCCGACCCGAAGAAUCCAGUGUGCGAUUCAACCGAGUUGAAGUCCCUGCUCUCCGAUAAGACCAGACUCGUAGCAUGUCCUCAUGCUUCCAAUAUCACCGGCACUAUCAGCCCUAUCCGAGAGAUUGCAGAUGUUGUUCAUGUUCAUCCCCGUGCAUUCUCCUGGUAUAAAGUAUAUGGACCACACUUGGCGCAGCUUUAUGCCUCAUCACGGGUUCACGAUCAGAUCCAGUCACUGGGCCAUUUCUUUAAGCGCACAGAUACGCUAGACUUGAAGCUCAAUCUAGCAUCGGCUAAUUAUGAGCUUACACAGAGUAUUCCCCAGGUUGUGGAGUACUUUGGCUCUGAGCCUAGCGCGACCUGGGCUCAAAUGGCUGAGCACGAGGAGCGGCUGCAACAGAUUCUACUGGAAUUCCUAGCUUCAAAUAGCCGGACUGAUGUUAUCGGUGAGCCAACCGCCAGCAAGGAGCUCCGCGUUCCGGUUAUUAGUUUCAUUGUGCAAGGAGUAGACAGUCAGCGUAUUGUGGAGGAGGUUGAGCGUCGAUCGGCCUUUGGGUUCCGCAGUGGUCAUAUGUACAGCCACCGGCGACUGGCCGACGUGUGCGGAUUGGACGAUGUGGAGGACGGGGUGGUGCGGGUCAGCUUCCUGCACUAUAACACCGUGACCGAAGUACGGGGGCUGGUAGAAGUUUUGCGAGAGGUACUUUCAUCCUCGUUGUAG
Penicillium vulpinum is the source of this 1134-nucleotide messenger RNA. Its product is annotated as putative aminotransferase. The record is from RefSeq and is a predicted model, not a curated record. NCBI's taxonomy places the organism in Eukaryota, Fungi, Ascomycota, Eurotiomycetes, Eurotiales, Aspergillaceae. The transcript is spliced from 6 exons. Bases 1 to 1134 code for a protein of 377 amino acids.